ACCAAAGGGUUCGCAACUCUGCGCCUUAGAGAAUGCAUGCGUAAUGUAUGUGUAUGUACAAGCAAUGCUCUAAGCUGCGUGAAAAUAAAACGCGAGAGUUUCGAGCCAUCUCGAUUCUCGAGGCACUCCGGAAGCCGGUCGAAACAAGUUAUCCAGGUUUUAUUUUGCGAAGUCAAAAAUUUAUGAGAACGAAAUUAUUUUGAAACCAUUCUAAUCUGCGCACCGGAGAAACUGCAUUAAAAUGCAACGCCGAUCGGAGUUAUUCGAUAGACGAGUAACUUGCGCGAAAAAAUUGUGAAAAAAGUAUUAUAACCUAACUCACCGUUUCGACGAUCUUCUGAUGCACGUUGGAUUUGUCCGAUCUGCCUCUUUCUUUUCGCCUUGUUUUUAUGUUAUUUUCAGACCGUGGAUUCGGUUUAAAUUCUUCAGUUGUUUAGCACGGGCUUCAAGAUUCGUGCAGCCAAGGCUUGAUAGUUGAUUACCGAUCAAAGUGUCUUACCGUGGUUACACAUUGACACCUGGCAUUAAAGGAGUCAUUGUACAUAUCUCAAACCGUUAUUACAAAGUAAAAAAAUAAUUUUUAUAAACCGAUCAUGGAUAGAACCAACAAAACAGCCCAGAACGGUUCUUCAGGCUUUUCGGAAGAGCGUGAUAUAAACAAAAAGAGAACCGAUUACUUAGAAUGGGACGAAUACUUUAUGGCUACAGCAUUUCUCGCAGCAAAACGAAGCAAAGAUCCUUGCACCCAAGUAGGUGUUUGUAUUGUUAACCGAAACAAUAAAGUUGUCGGUGUGGGGUAUAAUGGAAUGCCCAUCGGAUGUAGUGACAAUGAAUUUCCGUGGGCCAAGAACAGUGCCAAUAAAUUAGAAAAUAAGCAUCUUUAUGUUUGUCACGCUGAAAUGAAUGCAAUCCUAAAUAAAAAUUCAGCGGACGUUGAAGAUUGCAGGAUGUAUGUGGGGUUGUUUCCAUGCAACGAAUGUGCAAAAGUAAUUAUUCAGUCUGGUAUAAAAUCUGUUGUGUACAUGUCUGACAAGUAUUCUCAGAAGAUUACAACCAUAGCUGCCAAAAGAAUGUUUGAUGCAUCCGGAGUCCGCUAUAGACAAUACAUACCUCAGAAUAAGCAAAUAGUAAUUGACUUCAGUGAAAUCAAUUGGAAUGAGAUGACUCAAGAGCCGCAAACGCCAUCGCCGGUGAAAAACUCUUCAACCGACUAAUUAUUAACGUGUUAAAAACAUAAUUUUCUUUAUAAACAGAUUUUAUUUUAUUAUCUUAUUUUCUUUUGACAUUUUGUGUGUUGACCCUUUUCAAGUAGUAUCUAAUUAACCACUGGAUAAUGGUUUUAAAAAAAUGCAACUCGUGAUAUUGCUGAUUAUUGGUAUCGUCAAAAGGGAUCAACGCCUGGUAUUUACAUAUAAAAUGAUUAAGUAUAGGUACAAAUGCAGAAAUAGACAGAAACUGGUUUCUCUUUUUUUAGGACUGUACAGCGUUGUCAAUUUCACUCUUAAAUUCACGAAAAAUGAGGUUUUAGCAAAUAAAUAAUAUGAUUAAGAUAUUUUACUAGAAAAUGUAACAACUUGGUAAUAAUACAUGGAUAAUAUUAAGGUAUAACAACACAAGUGAAGCUCCGAUUUAAAUAUUAUACAAAUCUAAACGCUUUUAGGUAUUAAUGAUUCUACCCAGAACUAGAUACACUUCGUCUGUCGAUUAAAUUAGACUUGGAUAAUUAUGUAAAACCUUUCUGGGAGACGACCCACUCAAUCGUGCAAACAGUGAGCACUGGUCUGCUUAUUUUCACGAUUCAAAAUGAAAUGAUUACGUACAACUUCGGAAGUUAGUUUUGAGUGCUGUCAAAUAAUAUUUUGUUCAUAUGAAAAUCGGUCUAGUUUACGUAAAAUUAAAAUGUUUAAUUUACGAUAAAGCAGAGUAAAAUCAUUUGUGAUCUCAGGUUUGCAAAAGUAUUACUACUUGUGUAGAUCAACACGUCUCGCAUACGUCGGAAGUUAUUCAAAGCUCCACGUGACUCUAUUAAGUGAUAGAAAAGGCUCAUUGCAAGUCUGGCAGACCAGUAUCUGCGGUUCCAAGUUGUUAAAAUCUUGUUGACAUACGCAAUUGCAUACGCUUUUAGUUUUUUUUCACUAAUACAACAAAAAAAGAAUACAUUACACUAUUAAUUAGAUAAUGACUAUCUACGUUCGGUUUUGAAUUAAAGCGGCAAAAAGAAUACCUGAGCCUAGAUUAGCCGUCUGAUUUGCUUCAACGUAGUUAAAAGAUAAAGUGAAAAUAAAACAGAUGUUUCAAGUUGAUUUGAAUGUAUAUAUACCGUUCAUAGUAAAAUUUUUCUAGAAUUUCGACAGUCGCACAGGUUUAGAUAAACUAUUACAGUAUAAUUUCAAUCAACUGAGAAAAGUAUGUAGAAAUACAACCUGUGCUCAGAAAUAUAUGAGAAUUGAAAUGGUGAUCUUGGAUAUGGAGGUCAUUAAAAAACAGAACAACUGAAAAAUUGUUGACGUUGAGGUUGUUCUGUUUUAAUGACCUCCAUAUCCAAGAUUACCAUUUAAAUUCAACAAUCUGAGGUCAAGAAAAUACUAUUCAUAUAUGAGAAUGUUUAAAUUAUGAAAAUCGAGUGUUAGAUAAGAUUCUGAACUUAUUGGUGAAAAUAAAACUUUUUACAUUCACAUGUCGUCUCGCAAUCUAUUUUAGAAGACAAGAGUAACUAGAGUCACGAAUAAUUCGUGCACGAAUAUGGGAACAACAUAUUUAUUAUUUCAAAAAAAUAUGGAUAUGAUUCUUAGAAAAGAUGCAAUGUUUUCUGUUACGAUUUCUUUUAAAUAGAUAAUUUGAAUGUACAGAGAUAUUAUCUUGUACGACACUAGCUUUUAUAGGCUUGGCGCUCGCUAAGAAUUUAUCAAAAUUUCUAAUAUUUGAUAAAUUUUGUUUAGCUGAAAAUGUAGCGCCUACAUUUUUAUUUUAAAUUAAUUAUUAUUUAUUACUCAAUUCGCGGAUUAAUAACUUUUCUUAUCAUCUCAAUGAUUAGCUAUUGUUUUUUCCAUGGAACACAGCUAUGUAAUAUACGUACAUAUAUUUUUCAAUCAGAUAUCAAAAGAAGUUCAUAAAUUAACCUGAUAUAAUCUAAAAUAUGUAAUUUGUGACACGAUCCUGUUAAGGAAACCGUAGAAGCUCUAAUCUUUAGUGAUAUAUGUAUAUAUAUAUAUUCUUAUAUCCCUCAAUAUUUCAGACUGAGUCGUACCCAGCAGUCGCAAAUCAUCAAACAAUCAACGUAUAUUCAAAAGAACAAGUGUACUUCAAUGAUUCUACGUAGUACCUAGGUAAAAAUAUGAAAUAAAUAAAUGAGGCGUGACCAUGCUUUCCACCAUGCAUUAAGGUCUGACAACUUAUGAAAUAGUUUAUUGGCGUUGUUUAGCUACGAAGUAACUGAAAUGAAUCAAACUUUCUUUGCCUAAAUU
Molecule: messenger RNA, 3464 nt
Organism: Neodiprion virginianus
Lineage: Eukaryota; Metazoa; Arthropoda; Insecta; Hymenoptera; Diprionidae
Product: deoxycytidylate deaminase
Exons: 4
Coding region: 594-1214 (206 amino acids)
Biological process (GO): dUMP biosynthetic process; dTMP biosynthetic process
Cellular component (GO): cytoplasm
Molecular function (GO): dCMP deaminase activity; zinc ion binding
Source: RefSeq, a predicted model, not a curated record